CGGAGAAGCCACUGUUCACGCUCUGGUUUGACCCUUCCACGCAGACGAGGUCACUCGAACAUCAGAAGUGCCGAAGCAGGUUGCUUUGCGCAGUUUGAGUACCCCGAGCUUAUACAAGGAUUCGAUUGUACCUCGAUGUCCAGACGGGAGAUUUAUCACAGCUCCGGAGCGGGCCUUGAUGGUCCUGAUCUGAUGAUCACUGACCCAAAGGUCCUACCUUUGACAGAAGACGGGAAGACGCCGAAAGGAUUGGCGGCAGCCUUCAACCGAGCAUCUCUCUGGAUUAGUUCUACUCGGCAACAGAACCCUCAGGCUGGAGUACUGUUCCUUGAUAAGCCGCUGUGGAGGGAUGCUGCCCCGUCAAAUUUACGGAAGGCAUCGUUUCCUACGACCAAGAAGACUAGCCCGGUCAUGGAAGCACAGAGACCCCGAGUUGCUGCCCCCGACGGGUAUGACAAUCGUGAAGAUGAAGAGGUUCCAUGCCUGGAGGACUUGGUUUACGAAAUGCUCUGCCACAACUCCAAUGAAAACACGCAGGUGGUUGAUCCAGCAAGCUUCAUUGCGAACGUCCUGUCCGACGUUGUCUACAAUCACUGGCUCGAGUUGUUCGAAGUUUUGGCGCCCCCGACAGCGUCGCAGCCGAAGUUGAUCGAAAGAGAAGUAUCGAAGAGCAUCACUCUCUAUUGGUAUAUGGUGCAAUCACUUGAGCGAAACGCCGACUUCACUCCUUUCUAUGCCGACCGCAAUGGCCAUAUCAAGGGGUGUGACAGAGGUUCCUCAUCUGGAUCGGAAUGGAAGACGCUGCUUUCUCGAGCUAAGCGCCGAAUCGCUCUUCUCACUGCAUCACCAGGCGUCCCUAUUCUCUUACCUAUCCCCACGCCUCCCGAAAACCCACCAACAUGCGUGACCCAGGAGAAGGUCAAGCCGCCGAAAAAGAGAUCAACAGCCAUGGGCUUUACAGCUAAGGUCACAAACAUUCCUCUAUCCAGGACGACAACACCCGGUGACAACCUGAACCGGAAUGCAACAUAUGCAAGCCUGACACCUCAACGCAGCCAUCUUCAUCGUAUCAGCUCCCACCAGCAUGGUACAUCCAACAGAUUAUCUGCCGAUAACCAACGGGCCCUCGAACGUAUCUCCUAUCUAGGUGGAAUCCUACUUCCAUUUCCCAUUGUCUCUGGGAUUCUCUCCAUGGGCGACGAGUACGGACCGGGCGCUCCCAAGUUCUUUAUCUUCUGGGCGGCAGUCAUUCCGCUUUCUAUCGUUGCCUGCCUGAUCAUUUACGCGGACAUAGUCCGUAAGGCUGAGGUUUGGGUUGAGGUUGCCACUGAACGGGUGGUAGUCAGUUCACUGUCGAGUGCGGCUGCAGUGUUUCCUUACCCCCUUCCUGAUCUUCCCGUGGGGGUAAAUAUUGAUGACACAGGUGACACUUGUGGGGCUGGAGUUACCGAUGUGGAUCGGAACAGAGGUGGAGGGGAUACGGAAGAAACACCCCCAAAGGACUUCCUGUCCUUGAAGACAUGGCGCUGGUGGAUCGGAAAACUUAUCUGGCAAAAGCACAGACGGAUGAAGAGACAGAUGGAGAUGCGACGUCAUCCAACCCAUGAUCAUGGCACGGAAGUUAACCUGGAUCAAGAGGAAGGUGGCAGCUAUGCUCAUCAAAGAGGACAGACUGACGAGGAGCAAACAAUCGGAAUCAACCCUUUCGUGGGAAGCACAGACAGAACUGGGUUUUAUCCUCCGCCCGAUACUGCUUCACCGACUGCUCAACCAUUCUCUCAAACGGAUCCCCACAAACAACGUCCAUCUUUACCGCCGUCUUUCCAACUGCCGACGGCUACAGGCAGUCACUAUGGCGAUGGCAAUAUUCAAGACAAUGGUCAGGUACUGAACGAGGAGACUGUCGACACAACCCCCAUUACACCACUCUCACCCGGCCACGUCCAUUUGAUGAUGAUGCCCCCUGGGAUGACGCUAGCACAAACUACGAGUUACCCUGAUCCUCAGAGACGUGUGGGAUUUGAUGCAGACACGGAAACCGAGACCACUCAGAUGGAUGAGUCAGAAGAGGGAUCGGUGUCAGGAGAAGCGCUACCUCGCGUGAUACUGGAGAUGACACCAUCCAACGGAAUCAAGCCGAAGGCGUGGAAAAGACAGGAACUGGGCUGGUAUGGUGCUGUCAAAAGGAUUGUGAACCCCAAGCAACUGAGAGCGCUGGAGGAUGUGCCGGUGGGCGUGGAGGCGCACGAAAGACAAAAGAGUUCGGCCAGUGGAAUAAGGAGAAGGAAGACUAGGACCUACUGACGUCUUAUCCCUGAGAAGAUUUGCAAAUGACGCUCGAUUGUAUCCCGUUGAGGAUGGUUCCAUGAUAUCUGUCUGUGGCAAUGGGUGUGCAAAAUCUGGGAGUCGCCAUGACUUGAUUGAUACUUUUUCAGAAUAUUAUUAGCAGAGCAAAGGCUGGUUGUAUAUCAUAUGCUGCCCAAGACCGAUAAAGAACAAAAAGAAAACGGGUAAGGGAUAGGAGGAAGGUUGUAAUCAAGGGUGUGUAUGUCAAGGGUCAUAUUGGGACAAUGUACGAAGGUGAUGUGAGUAGAUCUGCUGUCUACAGGUCCAGAAAAACCUCGAGGGACACCAAAACAAAGCG
This is a messenger RNA of Neurospora hispaniola, 2644 nucleotides long. RefSeq lists its product as uncharacterized. The coding region runs from base 136 to 2304 and encodes 722 amino acids. The record is from RefSeq and is a predicted model, not a curated record. The transcript has a single exon. NCBI's taxonomy places the organism in Eukaryota, Fungi, Ascomycota, Sordariomycetes, Sordariales, Sordariaceae.